AUGAGUCAAUAUUCGGGAACUGGAUCCAGCGGUCAGCUGACGAAUACGCAAAACUCGUACACUAACCAACACCUGCUGACGUCGGAGGACGACACUUCCAAACUGCUCGAUUUCUACGACCGAGUGUCGUCGGGAAUCAGCAUUCACCACCAGUCCUCAGCAAACGACGACUCAGUGGACAGGAAGAAGAAGCUGCUGGAAAAGUUAAACCAAGACGUGCUGGCGGAGUAUGAAGAGUCGCGCCAGGGGAUGGUGACCGCGCAGCAGAACUACAGGUCGCUGGUGGAGCGCUUCCUGACGUUCGCGUCAGAAAAUAAGCAAAUCUACUCUAAAACGCUGCAGCUCUACGAAGACGCGACGAAGGAGUACGAGAAGUCGACCACGAUGACGCAGCUGCAGAUGCCGAUGCACCUGAGGCUGAUAGUCAACGUGAGUCUGCUGUACCUGAGAGCAGAUCAGUCAAACUCACUAACGAAGCUGCUGAUUAAGUCGCCGUAUCUGUCGUUUCAAGCAUUCGAGGACGCAAUUGGGGAGAUUUGGAAGGCCCAGAACACGAAGCUGGUGCUCCUGCCGCCAAAGCUGGGCAUCUGCGGCUGGCUUGGAAGGAACCACGUGACGCCACGCGGCCUGUCCUCAACAAUGAUAAACGCACUCGUGGCAGUAGAAGGAGUAAUAAACAAGUGCUCCGGAGUUUAUCCGAAGUUGAGCACGAGCGUGUACGUGGGAGAGGAGCUGUUGGACGUGUUCAACGAGGUGGAAAAGAGCGUGUACGUGAGGAACCACUACGACCUGACGGACCUGAAUAAGACGAGAAUGGACACGACGAUGCCGCCGCCAGUGGACCCGCAAGGGAAGGUGGUCUACAGGCAGGAGGUGGGCCUGAGUAACUUCAAGAACUACCAGACGUUCGUGCUGCAAGAGACGCCGGAGGACGCGUCGCUGGGACAAAUGCCGCGCUACGUGUCAGUGAUCGUGCAGGACGACCUGUGCAACAGAGUCAAGUGCGGAGACAGAGUGAGGAUCUGGGGAGUGUACAGAAUGCUGACGACGUCGAACGUAAACGCGUCGACAAUGACGAGUAGCAUAGGAAAGCCGUUCCUGGUGGCGAAUCACAUGAUCAUUAAAGAUAACCCGCACUUCACGAACACAGUGGUGUCAGGAGGCUCGGGCUACGAAGCAGGAAACACGCACUCAGCAGCAAGUAACAUAAUAACGGACGAAGAUAGAGCAAGGUUCAAGUACCUGGCGAAGAGAGAUGACACAGUUAAGAUACUGACGAACAGCGUGGCGCCGUCGAUCUGCGGGUUGAGUAUGAUCAAGAAGGGGAUACUGCUGCAGCUGAUAGGAGGGCACCUGAACUACAACAGCGAAGGGGGGAGUGAGAGUGACUCGUCGAGCGAAAAGAACCUGAGAGGAGACAUCCACGUGCUCCUGGUGGGAGACCCAGGGUGCGGAAAGUCGCAGCUGCUGCGCUUCGUAAUGUCGCUCUUCCCGAACACGAUUUCGACGACAGGAAGAGGCUCGACAGGAGUAGGUCUGACGGCAGCAAUCAUCCAGGACGAGGAGACGGGAGAGCGGAGAGUGGAAGGAGGAGCAAUGUUCGACAAAAUGAACUACGGAGACAGAGUGGCAAUCCACGAAGUGAUGGAACAGCAAACAGUGAGUGUGGCGAAGGCAGGAAUACACACGACGCUCAACGCGCGCUGCACAGUGCUGGCAGCAGCAAACCCGCUCUACGGCUGCUGGUCAGAGGACAUGCAGCUGGGAGAACAGCUGAACUUCGAGUACUCACUGCUCUCGCGCUUCGACCUGAUAUUCGUAGUGAGAGACGCGAACGACGAGGUGUUGGACGACAGAGUGGCAGACGCGAUCCUGAGGAACAUCACGCAGAAGGCGAGGCCAGUGAAGGCGUCGACGAAGCUGAGUAAGACGUCAGUGAUACAGCCGAAGCCAGGAGACCUGGCGCUGCAAGUGCAGUACACAAUACAGGCAUUCAACUCGAAUAACCUGACGACGAGCGUGGAGGAAAGCGUGCCGGAAAACCUGGCAAACCUGCUGCCGAAGAGCACGGGAGAAGGAGGAGGAAGCACACUGAACAGCCUGGAGAACACGCAAACGAACGAAAACACGGACUUGAGCCAGAAUACAGGAAGAAGAAGCGGCCAGAGCAGCGGAAACAACACAGAAGCAACGAACACGCAGAACAGCGCAAGAGCGACUGAAAGAAGAGCAGGCCUGAAGACGAAGACGAGCGCGAAGGGAGGGAAGUCGGGAGCUAAGCCAGGACAGAGCGACACUGAGGGACUCUUCGGAAACAUGAGCUACCUGGACGAGUUCGGAGCGGAGCACGAGGUGCUGGACCUGGUGACGCUGAAGAAGUACAUCUCAUACUGCAAAAGCGAAGGGCCGGAGCUGAGCCUGCCGGCGCGUAACGAGAUCAGCAGAAGCUACGCAGAAAUGCGCCAGCGCUGCAGCGACAACAAGAAGAAGCUGCUGCAGCUGGUCUCGCCGCGCACGCUCGAGGCAAUACUGCGCCUGUCAACGGCAUUCGCGAAGCUGAAGCUGAGCAGGUACAUCACGAGGCAGCACGUGAGAGCAGCAGUUAAGCUGCUGAACUACACGAUCUUCGGAGACCUAUACAGCAAGGACAAGUACAAGAAGGCGGAGCCGACGAGAGACGCGCGGGACGACGACUUCACGAGCAGCGAGGAGGAGGACUACAGCGACGUCGACGACGAGGACGAUGGCAGAGGAGGAAAGAGGAGCUCAAGAAAGAGGCUGAAGCGGUCUACGAGCUCCGCGACAACGAGCAGCGCCAGCACGAGGAGCAAGUCGGCGUCGCAGUCGCAGGACAGGGGCGAAGACGAAAAGGAGUCGGACGAGUUUACCUCAGUCCUGAUGAAGCAGCUCCAGCGACUCGACUUCGGGGACGGCGUGGAGCUUAGCGAGCUGUACCUGGCGCACAAGUCGAAGCAGCCGGUGACGCUGCGCGAGUUCAAGAAGAAGCUGCAGAGGCUCUCGAGGACUGAGAACGCCCCAAUAGUCUACUCGAGUCAGGACGAAAAGGUGUACACAUGCUAG
This is a messenger RNA of Theileria orientalis strain Shintoku, 3081 nucleotides long. Its product is annotated as DNA replication licensing factor Mcm2. Gene Ontology annotation, molecular function: single-stranded DNA helicase activity; single-stranded DNA binding; ATP binding. Gene Ontology annotation, biological process: double-strand break repair via break-induced replication; DNA strand elongation involved in DNA replication; mitotic DNA replication initiation. Gene Ontology annotation, cellular component: nucleus; MCM complex. The transcript has 5 exons. NCBI's taxonomy places the organism in Eukaryota, Apicomplexa, Aconoidasida, Piroplasmida, Theileriidae. Bases 1 to 3081 code for a protein of 1026 amino acids. The record is from RefSeq and is a predicted model, not a curated record.